Molecule: messenger RNA, 645 nt
Organism: Gastrolobium bilobum
Lineage: Eukaryota; Viridiplantae; Streptophyta; Magnoliopsida; Fabales; Fabaceae
Exons: 2
Coding region: 29-520 (163 amino acids)
Source: RefSeq, a predicted model, not a curated record
UCCACCAAAAAAAGAAGAAAGUAAGAGCAUGGAGGAAGUAGACGUUGGGAGGAAGGUUCGGGAGGUGGAGAUUCACCUGUUCCGGCAGGGUCGGGGUCCCAUAGCGGUGUUCAAGUCGAGGCUCGAUGGUUGGGAGCAAAACCAGUUGGAGGUUCGGGACAUUCUCAACAAACACGCUCUCAAAUCAAUCUUCGCUUUCAACCCUCAAUCUGGUCGCUGCGUCCCCAUCCGCUUCAACCCCACAAACGGAAGAUCCAUUUUGACUUACCGGAACGGUGCCGUUCUUUACAUCGAUGGCGAACCCAAGGACUCAUUACUUAAACCAGUGACCAGGAUCUUGGUUGGUGUAGUACUGAUAGCUAUUAUGAUAAUGCUAGUUUCUAAGGAUUCUCCAGAAUGGAUCAAGAAAUUAGACAUUUCGGGUGUAAACUUCCCUCCAUUGAUCUUGGCUUGUGUAGUUAUUGUUUUCACCCGCAUGAGGAAGGGAACCAAAGAUUUUCUGAAAAGGCAUGGUUGGUGAAUAUGGACGGGGUUGAUGCCUUUGAGAUAGGUUUUCAUGUUGUAUCAUCAUCAAUGUUCAUGUCUAUAUGUAUACUAUUUCGCUUUUUCAAUAUUGUUUUCUAUGCUCAAAAGCAUAUCUGAUUA